Messenger RNA from Zea mays, 1388 nucleotides. RefSeq lists its product as uncharacterized. Gene Ontology annotation, molecular function: fructose-bisphosphate aldolase activity. The record is from RefSeq and is marked validated. The transcript has 3 exons. Gene Ontology annotation, biological process: glycolytic process. NCBI's taxonomy places the organism in Eukaryota, Viridiplantae, Streptophyta, Magnoliopsida, Poales, Poaceae. The coding region runs from base 62 to 1147 and encodes 361 amino acids.
CACACGCGUUUGGAUUUUGCUCCUUUGCUCCCUUGAUCCAUCCACUUCUGAAAGGGUCACCAUGUCUGCCUUUGUGGGGAAGUACACAGAUGAGCUGAUCAAGACCGCCAAGUGCCUCGCAACGCCGGGCAAGGGCAUCCUGGCCUCCGACGAGUCGACGGGCACCAUCGGCAAGCGCCUGUCCAGCAUCAACCUCGAGAACGUGGAGUCGAACCGGCAGGCGCUCCGCGAGCUGCUCUUCACGGCGCCCGGCGUGUUCGACUACCUCUCCGGGGUCAUCCUCUUCGAGGAGACGCUGUACCAGAAGACCUCCGACGGGAAGCCGUUCGUGGACGUGCUCAUCGCGGGCGGAGUGGUCCCUGGGAUCAAGGUCGACAAGGGCACCGUGGAGAUCGCGGGCACCGACGGCGAGACCACCACGCAGGGCCUCGACUCCCUGGGCGCACGCUGCGCCAAGUACUACGAGGCCGGCGCGCGCUUUGCCAAGUGGCGCGCCGUGCUCAAGGUCGGCCCCGCGGGGCAGGGGCAGCCCUCCGAGCUCGCCGUCAGGCAGAACGUCGAGGGCCUCGCGCGGUACGCGCUCAUCUGCCAGGAGAACGGGCUGGUGCCCAUCGUGGAGCCCGAGAUACUCACCGACGGCGGCCACGACAUCGGGACCUGCGCCGCCGCCACGGAGCGCGUCCUCGCCGCCCUCUACAAGUCGCUCAGCGACCACAAAGUCCUGCUCGAGGCCACGCUCCUCAAGACCAACAUGGUCACCCCCGGUUCCGAUAGCCCCAAGGUCUCCGCGGAGGUGAUAGCGGAGUACACGGUGGCGGCGCUGCGGCGCACCGUGCCGCCGGCGGUGCCCGGGGUGGUGUUCCUGUCGGGCGGGCAGAGCGAGGAGGAGGCGACGCAGAACCUGGACGCGAUGAACAAGCUGGAGGUGCUCAAGCCCUGGACGCUGUCCUUCUCCUUCGGCCGCGCGCUGCAGCAGAGCACCCUCAAGAAGUGGGUCGGCAAGAAGGAGAACGUCGCCGCCGCGCAGGCCACCUUCGUCAUCCGCUGCAAGGCCAACUCCGAGGCCGCGCUGGGCAAGUACGCCGGCUCCGGCGCCGGGGACGCCGCCGCCUCCGAGAGCCUGUACGUCAAGGGGUACAAGUACUAAAGCCGCCACUGCUGACUGUGCCGACCCAAUCCUUGUGUCCCACGUCGCAGCGCUCGGACUGUGCCGAGAUAUAUGUGCUACACUAGUGUUUGUGUACUAAAUUCUCUUCUCUUCGUCCGGCUCCUAUUUGAGCAAAACAUACACACACACACACACACAACACGUUGAUCUAUUUGCAGCUCGCAAUGUACAGUAUUACUGGAACAUAAGUGCAAUAUAUAUAGAUGUGACCAUCUUACUU